Umbelopsis ramanniana AG is the source of this 1501-nucleotide messenger RNA. RefSeq lists its product as uncharacterized. Lineage: Eukaryota; Fungi; Mucoromycota; Umbelopsidomycetes; Umbelopsidales; Umbelopsidaceae. The transcript is spliced from 3 exons. The record is from RefSeq and is a predicted model, not a curated record. Gene Ontology annotation, molecular function: glucuronosyltransferase activity; xylosyltransferase activity. Gene Ontology annotation, biological process: protein O-linked glycosylation via mannose. The coding region runs from base 382 to 1416 and encodes 344 amino acids.
AAACACAGAAUUUAAAAUACCGAAAAUAGAAGUCGUCUCUGUUUUCCUUUCGUUUUUGCACAUUUUGAGGAUGGAAGUGAAGCCAACGAUAAUUAGGGCCCUUAAAGCUCUUGUUACCGGCUAUAUUAUUCUCUCUUUAUUCUACUCUGCACAUCACCUUUUCUCAGUCUAUCGUGGCUCCUCCACUCCCGCACCUUCUGUCUCUCUAUCUACGAAAGCGUCAAUCGACAUAUAUUCAUCGUUAAAAAAAGGUCAAUAUGGUCCUCAACGAGUAAAAUGGACCAACCCAGAAGGUAAUUUCCUGGCACAUUCAUGCGAUUUUUUGGUUAGAUCAAAGCAUCUUAACUUACAAAUCCGCGUCAUCCAGGCAUCACGGACCAUAUGCCCGAGGACUUCAUGCUGACCAAAGUGUUUUCUGACGCUAUGGGCCCAUGCAAGGUCAUCCCAUAUUACUUCCGAGCCAACGAAGAGGCGGAUUCUGAAGAAGUCACCAUUGCUACCCUUGUCACUCAUAAUCGUUUAGCUGUACUGAGUCGUCUAGCCACGCGAUACAAAGGACCUAUUUCGGCUGCCAUUCACAUUAAUGAUGACGAAACCCGAGACAUGAUUUUAAACGACUUGCAUGCCAUGUAUGAAUCCAAUCCAGAUGUCCAAAACCAUGUGGAUGUUCACUUGAUUGUCGACAGGUUCGAUAGACAGUUCAAUAUGUGGCGAAAUGUGGCAAAAUUCUUUGCUCGUACAGAAUAUCUUAUGAUGCUUGACGUCGAUUUCCACCUUUGCACCGAUUUCAGAAAAUCCAUCCGAGCAAACCCUCGCAUCAUGGACAAGCUCCGAACUGGCACUGCAGCACUCGUUGUACCAGCGUUUGAAUUCAUCGAACAAAAGGAUGGUCAGGAUUGGAAAACUUUCCCUACUGAUAAGCAGCAGCUUAUGGAUCUCGUGAAAGCCGAAAAAAUCGACAUGUUCCACCGUGAUUGGCAACGCGGUCACGGAAGCACAAAUUACACCAAGUGGUAUGAGAGUGGUGACGAAUACGUCGUUACCGACUACAACUACUCUUACGAACCUUAUAUCAUAUAUAAGAAGGAAGGAUCUCCUUGGUGCGAUGAAAGAUUUAUCGGCUAUGGUGCCAACAAGGCUGCCUGCUUGUAUGAAAUUUACUUGUCCGGCAUUGACUAUUGGAUCUUGCCCGACGACUUUUUAAUCCAUCAGACGCAUUAUUAUUUGGAAGAUACUCGUAAGAAAGAGCGUAAAUACAACAAGAAGCUGUACGAUAAUUUUAGAGAGGAGGUUUGUUUGCGGUACUCUAGAAUGAUGAUCGCAAGUAAUCUGUGGUCAACUUCAAGAGCUGAUAACGUCAAAGAGGAAUGUUCAAAAAUCAAGGGUUUUAAGUCGGCUGUGGGUAACCUCAAUUAAACAAACUUGUAUCUUCCUUUACUUUUGCAUUCCCUUCUGGACUCCCUACCCAACUUGCAUCUUUUAUCUUCCAUUGUACUUGUGU